CUCCAUCAACCUCGCCACUUCCAUGAAUGAGGUGCACGCGCCUUGCAUGCUCAUUCCUUCACGUCCUUCCUCCUCCCCAGCCUUCACAACAUCGAAUUUGCUGCUGAGAUCAGCCAACGUCUGAGCUUUUGAGAGGAAGGAUCGAGAACGGACGAGGAUCACCAUCUAGUGGAGUAUCACUUGCGGAUCUGAUGCUUCUGAGGGAUCAACCCUGCUAUCGCUGAGCGCGAAUAUUAACAAGAACGUACAAGGCUUCUUUUUUUCUUCUGCCGUAUCGUCUCAUCCCACGAGACUCCCACACGUCCUAAUGGCUUUCCCUCGUUAUAAAACGUGGGCUGCGUGCGUGCCACUAGUUGCCCUCCUCCUCGUCCUCGCCUCACUGCCCGCAACCUCCGCGCGCUCGCGAAAGUCCAUCCCCCUUUCGCGGCAAUCGUCGCCGUUCCUCAAGAACUUCCGGUGCGACUCGUUCGCCAACGGCAGCGAGUUCUGCCAGCUCGGUCAGGAUGGCGCGCUCAACCUCCGAGCGUACUACAGCAAGAUGGGAUCCUUCACGUCGCGCAAUUUCUACAAGUACGGCAUGUUCAGCGUGCGCAUGAAGUUCCCUCCUGGCUACUCGGGCGGCAUCAUUCCCUGCAUGUACUUAAUCUCCGGCGGGAACAAGGGGUUCAAGGACGUGCACGACGAGAUCGACUUCGAGUUCCUAGGCGGCCAGAACCCGCGCGAGAUGAUCAUUCAUACAAAUCUGAUUACUAACGGGUACAACAAGCUGGAGCAGUUUAAGUUCCCCUUCGACCCGUCCGCGGCCUACCACCGCUACAGCAUUCUCUGGAGCCCGUCCGCGGUGACGUGGUUCGUCGAUUCCAUCCCCAUCCGCAUCGCCUACCGUCGAAACGGCCCUGCUUUUCCGUCCAAGCCGCUCAGAAUUCGAGGCUCCAUCUGGGACAGCUCGGAGUGGAGCGCGCUCAAGUCCAACUUCAACAAUGGCCCCAUCACCGUCAGCUUUAAGAACUUCAACAUUCAGGGCUGCCGCGUCUCCAGCCGCCGCAUCCCGAGCUGCGCCACGUACAAGGCGGGAUGGCAGCCGUGGAUGUACCGUAUGAGCGGGCUGCAGAAGAAGCUGUACGUGUGGUUCCAGAAGUACCACGUGUACAAGAAAUACUCUUGGGAGAAGACUGUGUAGACAAGCGCAUGUGAUGCACGAUACCGAGGCACGGGGGAGAAGGGAGGGUAGGAAAAAAAUUCACACGGCCAUUACUCAGAUGGUGCGAUGAGCUAGAGUGGAGAAUACGGUGCCCUCACGCCGCCUCCGCAACUUACAUUGAUAGGACAGGAAUUUAGCGGUACUGAUAUCAAGUGUGCUGAACAGUGGCACCCGCAGCUGCUCAACCAGAAAGACCAGGGCAUGCGCUGCCCUGCCUUUGGAGGAAUGCAGCUCAGGCGUUCAACAGGCAUGUAGGAGAACUGACCGAGCCUUCCGGUGCAGAAUAAAGAGCCGGAUACUAAUAUCAGUUUGUUGCUCGCCUGUCUUAAUACAAGCAAUUUUGGUUG
Closterium sp. NIES-67 is the source of this 1548-nucleotide messenger RNA. The record is from the annotation of a GenBank genome assembly. Lineage: Eukaryota; Viridiplantae; Streptophyta; Zygnematophyceae; Desmidiales; Closteriaceae.